AUGCUAAACCUUAUACCAAAAAAAAUUGUCCCAAAAAGUUUGCUUUUUGGAAAAAAACCAAUUCAAAGAAUCCGAGUUGGGAAAAGUAAGAAUGUUUUAGAAUUAAGUUUAAGUGAUGUCAAUUCUAUAUAUGAAGAUGUUAAUGAAAAUAUAGAUUUGCAUAAUAAAGAUUACAAUCCGUUGAAAUAUAAGAAAUAUAUAAAUUAUAAAAUUUCUGCUUUGAAUUUAAUUGAAGCCUAUAAAAAUGAAGAAAACAAGAAGACUGCAUUAACAAAUAUUAAGUGGUAUUCCAAGAUUAGGGAUUAUUUUUUUAUAAAUUUUUAUAAAAAUCAAAUACAAUUAAAAGAAAAAAUGGUUCCCAAAUUUUUUUAUCCAAUAAAAUAA
This is a messenger RNA of Plasmodium gallinaceum, 384 nucleotides long. Its product is annotated as conserved Plasmodium protein, unknown function. The coding region runs from base 1 to 384 and encodes 127 amino acids. Lineage: Eukaryota; Apicomplexa; Aconoidasida; Haemosporida; Plasmodiidae. The record is from RefSeq and is a predicted model, not a curated record. The transcript is spliced from 2 exons.